Molecule: messenger RNA, 991 nt
Organism: Solanum tuberosum (potato)
Lineage: Eukaryota; Viridiplantae; Streptophyta; Magnoliopsida; Solanales; Solanaceae
Exons: 1
Coding region: 49-825 (258 amino acids)
Source: RefSeq, a predicted model, not a curated record
UAUAGUCUUAUUGAUUACUGAUUUCAACAAAGUUAGAAAGAAAAAUCAAUGGGAAGACAGAAUAAGAGUACAAAUGCGACAUCUCAAGGUAAACAACACUUUAGCCAUCCUCACAUUUUGAAACCAAUUGUGAAUCCACCUGAAACACUCACUUGCAAUGCAUGUGAGCAACCAAAUAACUAUAAGCCUAAUUUUCAUGGAUGCAACAGUUGCCAGUAUUUCCUCCACGAUAACUGCUUCAAUGCUCCGCGUUUUCUCAAUCACUCGUCUCAUCCUUCCCACCCCUUGACCCUUCACCAAAUUCCGUCUUACUCGAGUCGUUCCUAUACUUGCAAGGCUUGUGGCUCUGCUGGUAAUGGAUUUUGUUUUAGCUGUGCUGCUUGUGAAUUUGAUAUUCACUUGCAAUGUGCGUCCAGUCCUAGCUCCAUACUUGUUAAUAGCCACCUGCAUCAAUUGGAGCUCCACUUCGGUUCUCCAUACGAAGAUAAGAAUAUCAAAUACAAUUGUGAUAUGUGCAAUGUGAUAAUGAACAAGGACGAUUGGUUGUACUACUGUGCUGGGUGUGAUUUCGGGUCACACUUGCGGUGUGCAAUAACUAGUCCUGAAGUCGGUGUUUUCCCCAAACAGCAGCGUCCAAUUCCAAAUUCAAAUCCAAAUCCAAAUCCAAGUCCAAGUCAGAAUUCGAAUUCAAAUUCAAAUUUAAAUCCAAAUGCGGCGGUGGAAAUGAUUAAUUCAGUGAAUGCUGCUCAUGAGCAGCUUAUAGCAGCUCAAAUUCGCGCUCAGUUUGUGGCACGAGGACAAGAGGCUGCUCUGGACUUAAUUUAGGCAUACAAUUGCAUAUAUCUAAUGCUUACGCUUUGGCCUUCUUCAGUUUUUAUUGCAAAAUAAAUGCUUUAUUGUUGUUAUCGUGUUAUUUCUCUUUCAAAUUUGUAUCUUUAAUCAUCAAGUUUCUCCAUUUUUGUUUUGGUUUCUAUGUUUAUGGAUUAUAAAC